This is a messenger RNA of Vombatus ursinus (common wombat), 2445 nucleotides long. It is a transcript of the gene GBGT1, whose product is annotated as globoside alpha-1,3-N-acetylgalactosaminyltransferase 1 (FORS blood group). The record is from RefSeq and is a predicted model, not a curated record. Bases 640 to 1677 code for a protein of 345 amino acids. Gene Ontology annotation, cellular component: Golgi apparatus; vesicle; membrane. The transcript has 7 exons. Gene Ontology annotation, molecular function: globoside alpha-N-acetylgalactosaminyltransferase activity. NCBI's taxonomy places the organism in Eukaryota, Metazoa, Chordata, Mammalia, Diprotodontia, Vombatidae. Gene Ontology annotation, biological process: carbohydrate metabolic process.
ACUUGAGGCAGGCAGACCCACCAGUAGGCUAUAGUAGUAGUCCAGACGUGAGGAGAUGAGGGUCCGGUGGCAGUGUCGGAGGAGAGAAGGGGGUGUAGUCUAGAGAUGCUGCAAAGGUGAUAUGGACAGGCCUUGGCAACAGCUUGGACAUGGGGGGUGAGAGAUAGUGAGGAGUCCAGGAUGACUCCUGAGCUGUGAGUCUGAGGGACCGAGAGGAUGGUGGUGCCCUCUAUAGUAACAUGGAAGGUAAGGGUUCAGGGAGAGUUUAGCAGGGCAAGAUAACGAAUUCUAUUUUGAACAUAAUGAGUUUAAGAUGUCUACUGUAUAUCCAGUUCAAAAUAACUGAAAGGCAGUUAGAGAUGCAAGAUUGCAUGCCAGUAGAGAGGCUGGGCAGGAUAAGGAGAUUUGAGAAGCAUCAGCGUAUGGAUGGUAAAUCAUGGGAGUUGAUCACCAAAUGAAGUAGUAUAGGGAGAAGAGAAGAGAAGAGAAGAGAAGAGGGUCCAGGACAGAACCCUGAGAAGCAGAUGGCUAUUAUGAGUGUAGGCAAAUAAGAUCCAUCAUCUAGAACCUCUAAGCAGACUGUGGAAGACGGCGCACCAGGCUCGACAACGCUGGAAUCAACCUUCACGAUCCGAAGCAAUGCGUUGGAGAAGCAUGCUUCUGGCAGCCAUCACCCUCACCUUACUCAGCAUCUUCUUGGUCAUUUGGAUGUUAACCUGGAAUUGGUCUGUCCAUUACCUCCCAUAUUACCUCCCCUGCCCGGAAACCUUUUCUAUGAAGUUGCCAGCCACAGAAGAAAAGAAAUUUCGACCUUUUCCCCAAUUACUCUAUCCUCAGCCAAAGUUGUUAGAACAGCAACGAAAAGAUGUACUGACGCUUACACCAUGGCUGGCUCCAAUUGUCUCUGAAGGGACAUUCAACUCAGAGCUCCUGAAUAACGCCUAUCGGCCGCUGAAUCUCACCAUUGGAGUCACAGCAUUUGCCGUUGGGAAAUACACAAGAUUUGUCCGUCGUUUCCUGGAAUCAGCUGAAGAAUUCUUCAUGCAAGGUUUUCAGGUGAACUAUUAUAUCUUCACUGAUGACCCAGAGGCAAUACCCCAUGUUCUCCUGGGACCUGGCCGAAACCUCUCAGUCAUCCCCAUCCAGGGCUUUUCCCACUGGGAGGAAAUUUCCAUGCGUAGAAUGGAAUCAAUCAACAAAUUCAUUGCCUCCAGGGGCCAUCGGGAGGUAGACUAUCUUUACUGUCUUGAUAUAGACAUGGUGUUCUGGAAUCCUUGGGGUGCAGAGACUUUAGGAGAACUGGUGGCUGCCAUCCACCCUGGCUACUUUACUGUUCCUCGGUGGCAGUUCCCUUAUGAACGGAGGCCCUUGUCCACGGCUUUUGUUGCUGACGGUGAGGGAGACUUCUACUAUGGUGGGGCAGUCUUUGGUGGUCGAGUGGAAAGGGUGUAUGAGUUCACAGGGGGCUGUCACAUGGCCAUUCUGGCCGACAAGGCCAAUGGCAUCAUGGCUGCCUGGCAGGAGGAAAGCCACCUGAAUCGGCGCUUCAUUUCCCACAAGCCUUCCAAGGUCCUGUCCCCUGAGUACCUCUGGGAUGACAGGAAGCCCCAGCCACCCAGCCUGAAGUUGAUUCGCUUCUCUACACUGGACAAAGACUCCAUGAACCUGAAGGACUGAUGGGCAUAGGCCAGAGGCAUUCAGUUCUCAUCCAAGGCUAUUGGUGAGACAGAGGUGACCAGAGCUUUCUCUGGUCACCAAGGACAUGGUGAUGAGGUGCUAGGGAGGUGGCUGGAAGUAAGGAAGCCAUGGAGUGAGUUUUUUAAAGGGCAGACAGGGCCCAUGUAAAGGAAAACCUGUGGCUUUAUACAUAGGCUGCUGCCUUCAAGGUUUGUUCUCACCAAAGCAUUCCCAUCCAUCUAAGUGUCACAGUGUCUGAAAAUCCACCAUUAAUGCUUUUAACAUUUCAUUAAGCAAUCCCCAAGAAUGGCCAAGGGGAGUGAGAACAUGUCAAUGUGAAUUAGUUCAUCAGACAAUUUCCUACUGUUACAAAGAUCCCAGGCCAAGAGGGGGACACUGGUUACCUAGAAGGAAAUAGGAGUCCUGGACAAGGAGGAAGACUUUGAACUCAAACUUCACUAAGUUCGUAGUUUUAUUAUGAGCCAUUGUUUUGUGUAAAGCAGAGUGCAAGGAAUAGAACCGAGGCUGAUUCAAACUCUAGAAAAAAAUGUAGUAACAAACACAAAACGACGUGGCUUCUUGCCGGGUUUUGAUGCUUACUACUGUUGGCUGUGUGACCUAGAACGAAUUAUGAUCUCUUUAUAUCUCAGCCUACCCACUUGUAAAAUGUGGAGAAACAUUUCCCUGCUGACCUCACAAUGGUGUUGUAAGGGCUAAAUAUGAAUGCGAAAGUGCUUUGUGAACUGUAAAACUCUAUGUACAUGUGAA